AUGUCCCUUGACUUUGAUAGUGGAGCUCUACAAACUCAACAUGAAGAGGAAGAGUAUGACCAAGAGGAUUAUGCAAGAGAACAAGAGUUGCAACAGCUGUUGACAGACCUUCCCCAUGAUAUGCUGGAAGACAGUGGAGACCAGCUCUCCAGCUAUUCGGACAGUAGCAUUCAUGAGAAUGAAGAGCAAUCACAUGAACCUUGGAAGCAUGAUGGAAGGUGGAAUGAUCAUCCGUUGAUUACUGAUCCUCAGAAUGGUUAUGAACAAGGACAAAAUCUAUUUCCUGACCAGUUACUGUGUGACCAGCAAAAUAACCAUGUUGAAAAACAUUCCAAGAAAUGGAAUGGCCUAUGUAAUGAUGAAGAAAAAUGCUUGUACGAGAUUAAGGAAGAUUACUGUGGCCAAAACAGUCAAGAGGAUCCUGAUGAUGUAUAUCUUGGUAGAGAUGGAUAUAACGCUCCAAACUGCUACCAACAGAGCAAUGUGUAUCAUCUGCCAGAAAACUUCAGGCCAUAUAUGAAUGGCCAUAAACCAGAACUGAAUAAUAAACAAAGUAAAAUAGUACUUUUUCCAGAUACUUCGAAGGACCAUCUAAAGCAGUUUGGCGCGUCUGAAGUUGUUAGCAGCCAAUCUGUAGAAUCUUACAAAGUGACAUAUAAACCGUAUCAAAAUGGCAUUCAACAAAAAGUUCCAAUGACCCAAGAAGGAACCAGAAGAAAUGAAGUGUUUGAAGAUUUGCAGCAUGAAUUUCUGGGCAGUGAUGAAAAUUCUUCAGAGAAUAUGCAGAUUAUUCAACUUCAAGUUCUAAAUAAAGCAAGAGAAAGACAACUGGAAGAACUUAAUGAAAAAUUAGAAGAGAGUGCACAGCAGAUUAGGUAUUUGAAUCAUCAACUUUCAAUGGUCAAAGAUGAAAAGGAUGGUUUGGCUGUUAGUCUUCGUGAGUCUCAAAAACUCUAUCAAAAUGGAAAAGAACGGGAGGUACAUCUUGAAGGUCAAAUAAAAGCACUUGAAACCCAAAUUCAGACUCUUACUGCCAGUGAGGAACAGCUACUGAAGCAGUCCAAAGUGGCAGAGGUAGCCAUAGAAAGCAUGCAGAAGCAGCUGUUAGAACUUCAGCGGUCAGACGCCCUUCAGCGAGCCAGAGAGCAACAUGAAGCUGUUAUUUCAGCACUCAAGCAAAAGUAUGAAAAGCAAGUAUUAUUGUUAGAGCAGAAACUUGAUACUACAAACUCCGCACUCCGAGAGCAGAAUGAGCUUUGCAAUCGCUUAGGAGAGCAUGUUAAGCAACUUGAAAAAAUGCUAGAAGAAAACAAAUGCGAAAAAACCGAAAUAAUAAACCGUCUGACAAGGAGCCUAGAAGAAAGCCAAAAGCAAUGUGCAAACUUAUUGCAAACAGGCUCGAUUCAGGAGACAAAUCAGUUACGGCUUCAAUUGCAACAAGCUCAGUCUGCACACAUGAUAAGCAAUAACAUGAACAAGGCUUUGCAGGAAGAAUUAAUGGACCUGAAGGAAGAAAUAACUUUGUAUGAAUCUGCUGCCAAGCUUGGAGUGUUUCUGAAUGAUGCAGGUGGAGAGCUGAGUGAAUCUUAUGUAGAUUUGGGGAUUAAAAGCAACUGGAAAAAAUCAAGAUUCUGCAGUGCAAUACAAAAUAGAGACCUGGAUAAAGAACUCUCUAAAGAUGAAAUUAUCAUAGAAUUAAAAGCUGAACUGGAACGCUUAUUGAGCAGUAACAAAACGAAGAGAAACAAGAUUACUCAAUUACAAAAUGACCUUAAAGAUUACCAGAAAGCAUUAGAGGAAUCCAAGCAGUUGCUGAAAGCAGAAAAAGCAUCAAAAGCCUCAGAGCCUGUGAAAAAUCUGAAUGAUACUUUAGUAGCUACUCCAUCUGUUUCUGAUCAUCUUAAGGAAGAGGUUCUGAGACUCAGAAAGGCUAAUGAAAAUUUGAUGCAGGAAGUUGAGAAGCAUGCUCUGACUAUUGAAGAACUGAAAGCAAGUGAGGAAAAGCUGAAAAAUUCAAAUCAAGAUCUCUGUUAUCAGAUGAGACAGAUGGUUCAAGAUUUUGAUGAGGAUAAACAAGAAGCUAUUGACAGGUGUGAAAGAAUGUAUCAGCAACAUCAUGAGGAUACAAAAGCUCAGUUUGAGAAAGACGUUGUGGAGAGAUAUGCUGCAGAAAAACAGCAGCUUAUUCAAACUUACGAAGAGACAAUAUCACAGUUCAAGGCUGACAUGGAAGAGCUGAACAGCGAGAUGACUGCAGUGAAGGAGUUUUAUAUAGCAGUCUGUGGUGAGAAGGACACCUUGGAAACUACUUUAAGGCAGAAAUUUGAGGAAGAGCAGCAGCUGAAAGAAGAGAAGCUUAAGAAACAACUACUAGAAGAGAAAGAAGUCUCACUUAACCAUCUGAGGAUUGAGCUUGAAGAGAAGUACAACAAUUCUAUCAUAGCAGCAAAGAACCAAUGGCUGAAAGAAAAAGAAGUUUAUAUUAAACAGCAGGUUGAAAAGGAAGUUGCUUUAGCCAAAGUCCACUGGGAGAAGGAAGAGAAAGAGGAUAAAGAACAAGUCAUUGCAAAAGUAGAAGGAGAAUGGCAAAGCAGACUGGAAGAAACAAGAAGAAUUUUAGUUGAAUGUAAUGACUGCAGCAGCCAAACUGACCAAGGAACAGUUACGGAUGAAACUUUAUCUAAAGAAUUAGCAAGGAUUGUUGAGGACCAGAAGCGGCAGCUCCAGAAGGCACUGAAAGAAAAGAUGGCCUCUGAAGAGGCCUUAAAAGAACUUGAAAUAGAACUGGAAAAUAAAUACCGUAAAAAUCUCGCCAGCCAGGUAGAUGCAGCUUUAACCCAAGCUCAUGCCAAGUGGCUACAAGAAUUAACAGACCUCAAAGAGUAUAAAGUAAAUCUGAAAGCAGAACAAGAAAAAUGGGAAAGGGAACACAAAGAGACUGCAGCAAAGCAGUUAGCUCUAGUUCUCUCAGCUGCUGAAGAGAAAUGGAAGAAAGAAUUUGAUAAUACAGAGAAAUCUGGACUGAGAAUGAAAGAACUUGAAGAAAAGGUGCUUUCUCUCCAAAGGGAAUUGGAGCUAAAGAAAGAAGAAAUCCCCGCAAUUAUCAAAGCAGAAGUAGCAAAAGCCCGGGCUCAGUGGAACAAAGAAAAGCAAGAAGAAAUCCUUCAGAUUCAAGAGCAAAAUGAAAGAGACUACCGUUCAUUUUUAGAUGAUCAUAGAAACAAAAUUAAAGAAGUACUUGCAACAGCAAAGGAAGAUCUUGUAAAGCAGAAAAAUGACCUCUCUAUACAGAAAGAGGCAGAAAUAAAGAUGUUACUAGACCAGAAGCAGCGAGAAUGGGAAGCUCAGCAAACAAAGAGACUUCAGGAUGAAAUUAUUCAAUAUGAGGAGAGGACAUUGUUUGAACUUGAGUGCUUGCUAAGAGAAAUCCAUGAAGAACUAGUCAACUGCACAAAAAAUGAGCCUUCUUGGAAGGAUAAGUGUUUCAGCACUCCCAUUCAAUUAAAUCAGCAAUGCAAAGAGAAAAUAAAGGCUUGCCUACAGAAGGCCUACAGAAGCACAGUUUACACAGUCCUGGAAAAGGCUGAACAAGAAUGGAAAGAGAAAUAUGAAGAACUGCUGAGUAAGGUAAAUGAAAAAAGAUACUCCUGUGUGCAAAGUGGUGAAGGAGAAACUGGGGACAUGGCAAGACCUUCUGUAUACAGUGUUGGACACCAAGUAGAAAUACAAAGAAUGCUAAGACAACUGCCGCCUUCACAGGAAACUGAAACAGAUAAAAAUCAGAAGUGUAAGAAAAGGAACUUUUGGUCUCAUGAAGAUUUCUGCUCUGAAUGCUGCUGCCAAGAGCUUGAAAAAAAGGAGACUGUGUGCCAGGAUUUGAAAAAAAAGUUGGAGAAAGCCUGCAAACAUCUUCAACUUGCUGUAAGGGAGCACAAAGCUAAGGCAGAACAAAUCCAAGAAAACGAGAAGGCUCUAGAGGCUCUAGUUGCAGAAAACUCUGAGUUGAAGAUUAAACUCAAAGACCUGAGAACACCGCCAAGGUCACUGUCAGAGGGUGCCAUCUCAAAACCUUGUACAUCCUGUGAUACUGUAAAAGGGCUGGAGGAAAUGCGUGUUCAGUACAUUAAAGCUGUGAGCAAGAUUAAGAGUGAUAUGCUUUGUUAUAUCCGUGAAAGUAAGGAGAGAGCAGCUGAAAUGAUUAAAGCGGAGGUUUUAAGAGAGCGCCAAGAAACUGCUCGGAAAAUGCGCAAGUACUAUUUGACGUGCCUUCAGCAGCUUCUUACUGAUAAUGGGAAACACGAAGGAGCUGAAAAGAAAAUAAUGAAUGCUGCCAGCAAGCUCGCUACAAUGGCUAAAGUCCUUGAAACGCCUGUUCGACACAUACCCCAAAGCAAAGCUACCCACUCAGCUCUGCUAUUAAAUUCUGAUCUGCCAACUGGAGUUGAGCACUCAAAAAGAGAUUUCAUGCUUCAAACUAGGCCAAACCAUAUGGAAAGCAGAUCAUGUGCUGAAAGUACUACCCAAAAAGCCAAUGAUAAAGUUGUUCAGAAAUGUGUACCGCAUGACUUGAGAGAGCAGUUUGAUGCAGCGCAGACUGAAACACAGUAUGUGCUUCGUGAAGGAGUGACCCCAGGUUUCCACAAUGGGAAUAAUUCUAAAAACCUACAUGUUACUUCAAGAGAUGUUUUGUCAGAGUUUUAUCCAAAUGAAGAUGGAAGAAGAGAAAAAUACAGCCCCAUCGUAAAUGCAGACAAAGGACUGUUGUGUGCAGCUAGCAAUAUAGCAAAUCAGAGUAGCCCUCCAUCUACUUCUCGAGUAAAGCUAGGAACUAAGCAUACAUCCAGCCGUAUGAACGGCCUUGCUAUCCCUGGGCCAACUCAUUGCAUGCUUGAGAGCCAAAGUGAAAGAACAGUCUUGAAAGAAGAUAAAUGUAACCAGCUGUGUGGAAACCGGAAGACCACAUCUGAAAGAACUCAAGAUUUUGAUGUUCAAGGAACUCCAGAAAAGGAUGAAAGAAGCUGCAGUGAAUGGAGUUCUGUGAAUGGAAGUCUGCACCUGGAUAGUGGCAACAUGUCUUUGCUGUAUCCUGAACAAAAAGCUGGUACUAGUGACCAAGCACAGAUUGUGUAUUGUGAAGAGUUUCCUCACAUCAAGUCACUCUCCUCUGCAGAUGAAAAUGCUAGUACUUCUGAGAAAAAACCUACUCAUGACAAGAUUCUUGGCACAAAAAACAGCAUAAAAGUUUACAGUAAAGACCAUCUGAAAGUGAACCUAGAGCAUACUGCAUUCCUGAACUCGGACAAAUCAAAUCCUGCUGUCACGCAACUCAGUGCAUCACCAAAUUCAAAUGUAGGAAAAUGCUGCAACCAAUAUUUGAAGAAAAUGGUGCAGGUUCCCCAAUCUUUUCAAGAAGAUAGUGGUUUUGAUAGCCCACUUUCUAACUUGAACUGAUAUCAGCGGUUCCCAGUUUUGUGUGUGUGUGUGUGAGGUGAAAUAAUAUAUUUAAAUAAAAGCUUGAGGAAUGGGGAAAAACCUGAUCAAUGUUACACAAUUUGAGACUGUUACCUGAAGAAAUGCUA
This is a messenger RNA of Rhea pennata, 5579 nucleotides long. RefSeq names its product centrosomal protein 152 (gene CEP152). The coding region runs from base 1 to 5451 and encodes 1816 amino acids. The record is from RefSeq and is a predicted model, not a curated record. Gene Ontology annotation, biological process: centriole replication. The transcript has 27 exons. Lineage: Eukaryota; Metazoa; Chordata; Aves; Rheiformes; Rheidae. Gene Ontology annotation, cellular component: centrosome.